Molecule: messenger RNA, 647 nt
Organism: Amaranthus tricolor (Joseph's coat)
Lineage: Eukaryota; Viridiplantae; Streptophyta; Magnoliopsida; Caryophyllales; Amaranthaceae
Exons: 2
Coding region: 169-384 (71 amino acids)
Source: RefSeq, a predicted model, not a curated record
AACGGCCCGAGCAACUUGGAUCGCUGAACCCGAAAUCAGCUACUAUCAAAUUACCAACUCCAUGAUACCGAUAAAUAAUUGUUCAUUCAUCAUUUCACGAACUGCAGUCCUCGUUGUAGCAUUAGCAACUCGCCAUUAGCAAGGUCAUCUUCUUCAUCUCGAGAAAAAAUGGGAGGAGGCAUGGAAGCAUCCAAGAACAAAUUCAUUGAAGAUUGGGGAACUGCUAGAGAAAAUCUAGAGCACAAUUUUCGUUGGACUCGCCGUAAUUUUGCCCUUAUUGGCCUCUUCGGUAUUGCUAUUCCCAUCUUUAUCUACAAAGGCAUCGUCAAGGAAUUUCAUAUGCAAGAUGAGGAUGCUGGGAGACCAUACAGGAAAUUCAUUUGAGUUUUGCUGGUGCAUCUUGUAAUAAUGGUGGUUGAAUCAUAACCGUUGUUUGUUGGACACCAGGAUGAUUGCCCUUUUACAUUGAACGUAUGGUUCUUGUUUUGCUCUGUAGAUUUCGUUUGUAUCUGCUUUUAAACUGAUUUCACACCCUCCCCUUCUGAAUAUUCAGUUAUAAUUAUUGCUGUACUGGUAGAACUGUUCAAUUCACUGAUGCCUAUUUUAAUAACUCGAAUUGUGCGAGAUGCUUCGAGUUUGGGUUACAA